GGAAGGCACAUGCAACGCUGUUUACAAGUUGACGUCGUUCUGUUUGUCGCACAACGUUUGUUUUUCACGUAAUCGGCCCGUGUUUUGUACAAUGCCUUCCGGCGCCGUGGGUGUCGUAUUGCGAGUGUUUUCGGGAUUUUAAAGUUGUGUUGUGACAGGUGUGUUUUGCGUAACAAAGUCGCAAUGGGCGCUAAGGCUAGCACCGCGAAUGGGGGGCAGAGUCCGCGGGCCAGAACAUUUUCUACCAGCUCAAGUUCUGAUGUAGUGUCGGGUGGUGCGGGUUUUAGCUUAUUACGUGCGAUUCCGGGUAUACAAGUGUCUAAUGAUAGGCAGCGGGCGCGCUCGCUGUCGUCUGUGCCGGAUUUGCAUACAUCACACGAAGCUAUUGCUAUACCUCCGAACUCCCAGAGCUACGAGGCUUCUGCAGCAGCUAGUCCAGACACAGACUCGAGUUCCAAUGAAGAGGCAGGGCCUGUAGCGGGCACUUCCUUGGCCCUGGGAAGGGUUUAUGCGGCGCAUUCUCUUCCUUCACAUAUUUGGUCUCUAAAUGGAAUAAAAUGUCCAGUGUGCAGCAAGUUCGUGCUGCCGGACGACAUCGAGUGCCACCUCGUCAUGUGCCUCACCAGGCCACGUCUCUCAUACAAUGAGGACGUUCUGAGUGACUCGAAGGGGGAGUGCGUGAUCUGCCUCGAGGAGCUGUGUGCGGGCGACACCAUCGCCCGCCUGCCCUGCCUCUGUAUUUACCAUAAGGGAUGUAUAGACCAAUGGUUUGAAGUCAACAGAUCGUGCCCCGAGCAUCCCGGCGACUAAGCGCCGUGCGCAUGAUGCUCCCCGCCACGGGGCACACGCCACGGGGCACAAGCCACGGGGCACACGCCACGGGGCACACGCCGCGGGCCGUAAGCCCAGCCAAGUGCCAUGUCGCGAGUGAUAAUUUUAUACAAUGAACAGACUGCGGCCCACGGGCCUUGUAAAUAUAACUAUGCUAGUGAGAUGUUUUACCAUUUAUUGAAUAAAAACUAAAAAAAAAACAAAGACAAUUACGCGAAAUUAUCAGUGUAUUUAAUUGAAUUUUACAUCGUUAUGGUUUCGUUGUGUAUGUAUUGUAAUUGUAUUGUAUAUUAUGUAUAGUUUCGUUGGGUUGCAAGUGUAGCUGGUUCGCCGCUCGCAGCUCGCCGCUCGCCGCCAGCUCCGCAGUACACAUAUCUGUUGGCUUAUGUAUUAUAUCAUUUGAUCUUUUUUCAUCUUGAUAAUAAAGUUGAUUUGUUUCUAAAUUUU
Messenger RNA from Zerene cesonia (dogface butterfly), 1278 nucleotides. RefSeq names its product E3 ubiquitin-protein ligase znrf2. The coding region runs from base 184 to 810 and encodes 208 amino acids. NCBI's taxonomy places the organism in Eukaryota, Metazoa, Arthropoda, Insecta, Lepidoptera, Pieridae. The record is from RefSeq and is a predicted model, not a curated record. The transcript has 4 exons.